Molecule: messenger RNA, 1774 nt
Organism: Bombus terrestris (buff-tailed bumblebee)
Lineage: Eukaryota; Metazoa; Arthropoda; Insecta; Hymenoptera; Apidae
Exons: 7
Coding region: 1-1191 (396 amino acids)
Source: RefSeq, a predicted model, not a curated record
AUGUUUUUAGUGAACAACUUUAAGAGCUGUUUCCUGUCUCUACGGGUAUCUAUAACUGAAUUUGGCCACCCACAUCCAAGUUAUCAAUGUAUAACUGUCAUAAGAGCGUUAGCAUCGAAGGAUGUUAAUUUGGAAUCUUAUAAGAAGUUAAUAUCGCUCGAAAGUCAUUACGAUCGAAUAAAUUCCCAUGAACUGUCAAACACUAUUCGCUUUAUUAAAAGAUUUUUCAAAACAGAUGAUAUAUUGGAGGAGGAAAUGACAAAAAUCGUCGGUAUCUUGCAGGUUAAUGGACAUGAAGUUCCGCUUACUGAUCCACCAUACGUAGCAGUUUACGAACUGACAUCAUUACUUGAGCAUAACUGUAAAGCAAAUUGCUCGAAAAGUUUCACUGAUACUGGAGGGCUGAUUAUUCAUGCUGCAGUACCUAUUGCAAAAGGAGACCACAUUUCUAUAUGUUAUACGGAUCCAUUGUGGGGUACUGCAAACAGAAGACACCAUCUUCUUAAAACAAAAUUUUUUGAAUGUACUUGUGAUCGAUGCAAGGAUCCCACAGAAUUUGGAACAAUGUUUAAUGCUUUAAAGUGCAAUCGAAUGAAUUGUCCAGGAUACAUGUUACCAAAAACUUUUUUUGAACAGGAACAGGAUUAUAUAUGCAAAAUUUGUGAAUCAAUUGUUCCUUAUGCGGAAAUUGAAAAAAUAUUAGAAAAUAUUGGUAUAUAUCUUUCAACCAUGAAGAAAAAUGACAUUAUUGCAUGUAAAGAAUUUAUAAGUCGUUACGAAAGUACUCUCCACCCAAAUCAUUUUUACAACAUUGAUGUAACGAUUGCUCUGGCUCAAUUGAUUGGACAACAAACUGGAGGAUUAGCAGCAGUAGAAAAAGAUCUUCUCAUCGAGAAAAUAGAAUUAUGCAAAAAACUGGAUAAAUUGCUCAAGACACUCGUUCCUGCUGAAAAUCGAAUUCGAGGCCUGAUUCUUUUCGAAUUACAUGCAGCCCACGCAGACCUUAGUAGGAGACAUACAGAAAUGGAGAUUUUAGUGCCAUUAUUGCAGGAGUCAAAGAAGUAUUUAGUUGAUGGCUAUCAAUUGCUGAAGUACGAACCAAAAGUUCUACCGGAAGGAAAAAUAGCUCAACAUGCAGAACAAAAUUUACACGAAAUAAAUAAGCUCUUAAAACGAUUCAAUGUAACAUAAACUUUAUCAGUACGUAGUUUGCUAAGUAAGUUCUACGUUUGGGAGUAAAUAUUAAACGAAAAACAAAACUGUAUAUAUACAUAGCCUUCGUAAGCAACAAACAUAUCGAAAUAAAAUUGUUAAAAAAAUUUUAAUAAGUAUAAUUACAAGCGGUAGUUAUCAUGUAUUAGCAUUCUUUGAUUGAGGGGUUCAUUUUUAGCACAUGUUAGAAAAAUUAACACAUGAAUCAAUGAUAUAAUUUAUAUUAACGUUCUCUUAAUUUGGUAAGUAAUUUUAGAAACUUCUAACGAAUCAACAAUCUUAGUUCUUCUGAAAGGGAUACGACGAUAGAAUAAAUUCUCCACAUGCUUUAUAUAUAUUUUGCCGGCAGCGAAAAAUACUGAAAAAAUACCGAAUGUACAACAGAGAGGGAUAUAGUAGGGGUACAAUACAGUACAGGGCGGAAACGAUAGAAAAAGAUUAAAAGUUUAUGUAUCAGGGAAUAUUACCGUUGCAACGACAAACCUUCUUUCUUUUCGGUUCCUUGUGAAAAAAGAUUUUGCUACUGACGAACCUUUUUUGAAUAAAGUGAGAUCGAACAUGA